AUGAAGAGCGAACAGCCGCAACAGUCGCUUAGGGGCUGGGCACUGAAGCUUGGCCUGACAUGUUCGGCCGCGAUGGUUGCUGAAGGGGUGACAUAUCCGAUAGACUUGUUGAAAACCAGACUGCAACUUCAGGGGGAGCUCGCCGCGGCCAGCUCCAGCCCAAAGUCAUCAGGUCCAAAGCCGAAAGGCGCUGUAAGGCUAGCGGCGGAGCUGAUCCGUCGAGAGGGCAUGCGUGGCUUGUACGCCGGCCUGGCACCCGCGCUGGUCCGGCACAUCUUCUACACGGGCACACGGAUCACGGUGUACGAGCAGCUGCGACGUAGCUACGUCGGCGGCUUGAGCUCAGGCACGUCCGGCUCGGGCGCUGGCAGCAGUAGCAGUGGCAGUGGCAGCGGCAACACCAGCAGCACCAGCACCAGCACCAGCACCAGCAGCGGUAACAGCGUCGGCCUGGGUGCGAAGCUGCUGAUGGGGCUCACAGCAGGGGCGGUGGGCCAGGCUGUAGCGGUGCCGGCUGACCUGGUGAAGGUGCGGCUUCAGGCGGAGGGGCGGCUUGUUGCGUCAGGGAAGAUCCCAGCACCGCGAUACAAGGGCAUGGGUGACUGUCUGCGGCAGAUUGUGGCGCAGGAGGGCGGCAUGGCGGGCCUGUGGCGCGGCGGCGGCCCGGCGGUGCAGCGCGCGGCCCUGGUGAACCUGGGUGAACUCGCCACCUACGACCAGGCCAAGCAGCUGGUGUUGGCCAGUGGUCUGACGGGCGGGCGGGACAACUUGGGGACACACACCGCAGCGUCCAUGUGCAGCGGCUUAUUCGCGAGUGUGGUGUCGGUGCCCGCGGAUGUGGUAAAGACGCGCAUGAUGAGCCAGGAUCCGGCCGCCCCAAAGUACCGCUCCUCUCUGGACUGCCUGGUGCGCAGUGUGCGGGCCGAGGGACUGCUGGCCCUCUACAAGGGCUUCCUGCCCACCUGGGCGCGGCUGGGGCCCUGGCAGCUUGUGUUCUGGACCAGCUAUGAAGGCACCCGCGCCGCCUUCAACCUGGGCGGCUUCUGAUGGCGACGGCGUUGACGAGGCGGCUGCUGAGACGGCGGCUUCCGAUGUGGCGGCGGCGGCGGUCGGGCGGGCCGGCCAGGCCAGGUUGCAUUGGGUGCAAUGCCGUAUGUGCAUCGGGUGCAUGGCUGCUGACGCAGCGCGCCAGCUAGGCAGGGUUUCUGAGCAUAAGGCGGCAGCGGCCGGAUGCAGGUCUGGUGGUGGCCUGGUGGUGGGGCUGGAGGACAGGGAUAGAUGUGCCGCCGCCCAAGAACUUGUAUCUAUCAGUGCACCGUGUGUGGUGCUGGCGCCACCGAUCGCCUGGCACAGCUGCACUGACGCGAGGCCACGUGGCAUCUGUUAGAGUGCCCGCAAGCAAGGCUUUGUUGUCGGGCAGAUGUGUGGUUGUGCCCCUGGGAUUGCUUGGGAGCCCCGAGGGGGCUGAACCGUGUAUGCUUGUGUAGUCGUUCUGGAUUAGGCAGAGCGGCUUGCUGGUACCGUAUUCGUACACGCGUGCGUGUGUGGCAUGCGUGCAUGCACACAGUGAUUGCUUUUUGGGCUUAAGGCGAUGUAGUAUGUGUUUGUGCUACGUGAUUAACGCCGGAAAGUGAUUGUUUGCGCCGUUAAGUUUGUCCCGUGUGCGAGUGGCUAGCUUCAACGUGAACGUCUAUAGGGGGUGGCUCGAGAUUAGGUGUUUAGAGUUUACAGGAAGUACGGAGUGCACGGUCUGCAUGGAGGCACGGAGUGCAUGGAGAGUCCAGGCCGUGUGUGCGUGGUGCGAGGUCGGUUCGCUUCCCUGUCGCAUCAGGAGGCAUACACGUACGACAUACUUUCGGAAGCACCGUGCGUGCGUGCUUCCAGCUGUGUGCAGGGCGGGCGGCCAUCUGGGCCUGGGGAAACGUGGGGAAAGUCGAGAUUUAUUAAAUUGGGUGAUGCUUUGUCCCGGUGGACAUCGACAAGUGCACGGCGCCCUCCGAGCUGGCCCGCCACGCCCCUCUUUUGCAUCCCACUCAUGCCCCCAGCCCUCCGGACGCCGUUUGAUAAGAGAACUCUUUGCCAGGGCGUGUCGCGCACGAAGUUGGAAAUUUCGUAUCAUGAAUUGGAUCGUGCUUUCAAGGAUUGUGGCAACCCUACCUGGCCUGCAAGCAUGGUUAUGUCGGCGCAGGGUUCUCGCCCUGGCUCGUGCGCGCCCAUUGGGCUUUUGAAUCAGUCUUUGUGACUCUACCUGUAGAUGCUGUAACGUGUAGGAUGA
This is a messenger RNA of Chlamydomonas reinhardtii, 2275 nucleotides long. RefSeq lists its product as uncharacterized. The record is from RefSeq and is a predicted model, not a curated record. Bases 73 to 1047 code for a protein of 324 amino acids. The transcript is spliced from 9 exons. NCBI's taxonomy places the organism in Eukaryota, Viridiplantae, Chlorophyta, Chlorophyceae, Chlamydomonadales, Chlamydomonadaceae. Gene Ontology annotation, biological process: response to cold.